CAAGAAUACAGUUUUUGUAGAAAACAAUGAUUAAAUCGAGGCUUCCUGACCAGCGCUUUAAAUCGAUUUGAUUUAAAUCAAAUCUACCCUGGCUGAUGUUGAGAGCUACUUGGAUGGCCUACGUUCUAGUACCUUUUCAGAAACCAUCUUACUGUAGGCAAUUUAUACAGGGUCCUAUUUUCAAAACCACUCGACAUUUGGAAGCCCAAUUUUAGAAGUGUAGGGCCUGAUUUUCUAAGUAUUUGAGUACCUAUGAUGCUUUAAGAAAUGAACAGAAUUGAAUUAAACAUCUUUACAUUGAUUAUGUGAAGUGCCAAGUAUUAGUAUUGAAAUAAAAUUCUUAUUUUGUUAUAAUAUAUACAGUGAUGUUUAAGAUGUGCUUGUAUGGUAUUCGUUGUGUAUCUGUAACACAUUAGGCUGGCAUGAUGGAACUUUUGCAAGGUUUCAAAAAAGAAGUGUCUAGUACUAAAGAAUAGCUCUAUGUAUUAUGCCCUUUGAAAAUGUAUCCUGCAAUACCUUAAAAAAUAUAUUUCUCCACAAGACGGGAAGAGGGGAUUUCUGUGGUGCCAAGGACUAUAGCCAACUGUCCAACAAGGAAUUAAAAAAAAAAUCAGGCAAAACUGAAACAACUUUUAAGGGAAAACACACAAAACUCGUUUGAUCUGGUUUUAACCAGUGGAAAGAAAAAGUUUAAUCAACUCAUGGAUCACUGGAGACCAAACACACGCACUCGUUUCAGACGGACUCUGUCCCCUCUUGGAUUUUAAGAUACAGCAUUUGCAGAGGGCCUGGAUCUAUGUCACUUCUCAACUAUAUUGACUGCCAGCGCAGCAGCAAACAGAUCAAAAGCCAACCCCCAACCCCCCCAAAAAAAUCUUGCAAGGGGCUAUAAAUCAAUACAAUCUUCGUCGGGGCUGUUUUACAAAAAAAAUGAACAUUGAGAAGUAUUUUUCAAGAACUGGAUACAAAGGCUCGUAUGACAAACAAGAUCUGGAAACCUUAACUGCAGUCUUCCAGCACCACAUCCGAGCUGUACCCUUUGAAAACCUAAGCAUCCACUGCGGGGAAACUAUUACUUUGGAGUUAGACCAAGUUUACAACAAAAUCGUGAUGAACAGGCGUGGUGGAUGGUGCAUGGAAAACAAUCAGCUGCUAAACUGGGUUCUGAAAACGCUGGGGUAUGAUACUACCAUUUUGGGGGCGUAUGUAUACAAUCCUCAACAAAACACAUAUGCUACCCGAAUGACCCACCUUCUCAUAAAGGUGGUUAUUGGUGGCAAAGCCUAUAUUGUGGAUGCAGGUUUUGGCGUGUCUGGUCAAAUGUGGCAGCCAAUGGAACUUAUUUCUGGAAAAGACCAGCCGCAGAUUCCUGGCAUCUUUCGCUUUACAGAAAACGAUGGGGUCUGGUACUAUGAGAAAAUAAGGAGGAAACAAUAUAUUCCCAAUCAACACUUCUCUGAUUCUGAUCUUCUAGAAAAAAGAGAGUGCAGGAAACUUUACUUCUUCAGUCUUGAGCCACGAACGGUGGCAGAUUUCCAGUUCCAAUGUACGUAUCUUCAGACGUCCCCAGACUCCUUGUUUACAAAGAAGUCUAUUUGCUCUAUUCAGACCACAAACGGGUUUCGGGCAUUAAUUGGAUGGACGCUCACUGAGACAACAUACAAUUACAAGGAGGACAUGGAUGUUGUGGAAUUCAUGACCCUUCAAGAGGAAGAGGUGGAGAAGACACUGGAGGAUAAAUUCAACAUAGCUCUGGAGAGAAAAUUAGUCCCAAUUAAUGACAAAGGAGCAUAUAAAAUGUAGUGUUUUGGAUGAAACGCUAUAAUGAUACAUGUUUACAGCCUUUUUCAUAAUCUAUUUAAUCAGCAUUAGAUAAAUUGCAGGAAAAUUAGUGCCAGGUGAAAGUGAGAACUUCAGUUCAAGGAAAACAGGCCCUUUAGUUUCUCAUGUCAAUUGAGAGAGGCACCUGCUCAAGUACUGUGGGAGGAAAUGCAGUCCCAGGAGAGACUGUGGAGCAGGGUGGGAAAGGGGGAAGCAGCAUUUUUUAAUAGCUUAAGCAGAUAACUGGGAGUUAGAAAUAUUGAAUCUAACACACUAUUGACCUUUAACCACUGGGAAAAUCACAAUGGCCAAAACGUAGGCAACACCAUCCCAGGUAGGACUUAAAUAAUAGCCUGAUUUUCACAGGUGCUAAGAUCUUUCUUCCAUUUCCCUACUUAUAAAGUAGGACUAAUCACAAUACAUAAGAGGAGGAAUAAUUCAUUCGUGAUGGGGGAGCACUUGAACUUCAUCAGCCCAGAGGUACCACAAACAGCAAAAUGUUACAAAGUAAAUGCCUUUAUUAUUCCUGCAAUGAACUGCACACACUGAUUAUUUAAUACAUGCAUAUGGCUCUCAUGCUAUAUAAUGGAUGAACUGUAAUAAGGUGCCUAGUCAAGCAUCACAAUUUGUCCCUGCAUUUAGACUUCGAUUGGCGCCAUCCCGUGUAGACGAGGGUGUUGCACUUUAUUUACAUUACAAAGCUAGAAUCAUGGAAAGUAAGCUAGACACAAAAGCACUUUAACUGCGCUACACCAUUAUCCUCUUCAAAGCAUCAAAUGUGGUUUUGUUCGGGAUUAUCCCACUUUCCAUCACAGACUGCCUAAGAAUCACAUGGCCAGAAACUGCAUUUUUUAAUAACAAAUCUAAGUGGGAACGUCAUCAAGGCGAUGCGUACUUGAAAGAAAACACAUGAAUCUAAGAGAGUCCCCUUCCAGCUUUAAAGCUGAGCCAAUCAGCUAUUAGAUAAAAGCGCCAAAAAGCCCCACUAAAGCGCCUGAUCUAUACAGAUGUUGGGCGAGCCGGGUCCAACUAAUGCGAUGCCUCUUCUGGGCAUGCGCAGGGUUCGGCAUGGGGGUUCAUGGAGUUUAAAGUGGAUUUUUUUAACAUUUUCAAGCAGGCUUUGUGAUUUAAAAAACACAGCUCCCUAUUUUAAAAAAAAUAUUUCCCAUGUUGGUAUGUGAAAGACAGACAAAGAUAGGGGAACCUGCCUGGAAAAAAGAAAGCAGCAAUGUGUGUGAUGGCAACAAAUUAAAAAAAAAAAAAAGACAAAUCUGUUCUGCAGUUUCUUUGACCAAUCAUAGCCCUGGGCGUUGCUUUUAACUGCAAGUUAACUAUUACAGCAAAAAGAUAUGUCUGAUUUGGGCACACAUCAUGCCUGUUGCAAAGUACAGCUGAAGUUAAAUAAUAAUAGAACUAUACUUAAAACACCUUGUAAAAGCUGAAUUCAGUUUUAUUAACACAAUCCGUAUUUUUCAGAUUAAGAUUUCACAAACAUCUGUCCUCCCUUCCCUCUUAUUAAACAAACAGUUUCUUUAUCAUAGACCGGUAGCUCCUCAAAUUAGCAAAUGUGUAUUAAGAGUUUCAAAUAAAACCAUUUGCCCUUUAACUAAGGCUCUCUCAAUCCACAGAAAACAGUACCUCCUUCGGCAGCUGGUGACGUUUCCCAUUUUCUUAUUCUCUUUGAUCUCACACAGUCUUUGACAUCCCUUUGCUUCUGAGCUUGCCUCUGUAGUCAUCUCUGGUUCUGUUCCCACCUCACCUGGCUCUUGCUUUCGACUAUAGAUCUAUUCUCCGUGGUCCACAUGUUUCAGUCCUCGACCCUGUCCCUCACUGUACCAUCUUUUAUAUCCACCAUCCCAAUGAGAUUUCACCUCCCCUUGCUCUCCUGACCCGUGACAAAUGCUACUAAGUCCCGGCAUUAGAUUAAAUGGGGGUAAGCCACUUCAUACCUGCUGAAGAUGUUUUUCUAACAAAAUAUCCCAACGUUGGUAAAUACAUUAGUGUUUUUGCUGUGAAUGUCAAAUCCAAAAAUAGUGAAUACAAGUGCUGCCGAAAGGACCAAGAAUAGCAUUGACUAAUAAAAAAACUAUAAAAGGCACCAAACGUCUGCUGCUUACAGUUUGAGAACCCUUCCUUGUGGAAAACAAAAAGGAAAAAUAUUCUAAAAAGGGCAGGCUGGCUGGCCUAAAAGUAACCUGUCUCCCCUGCUCUUCAUAGGUGGGAUUGUAUAUGGCAGUUCAUUCAACCUGUUCCAUCAGAAAUAUAGUUUCAAGCUGAAGUGUUAUUAUUAAUGAACUUGCUUCAAGACGUUUGAGGAUAAUCUACUGCAUGGGGUUGAACAGUUCUGAACAGUUUUAGCUGCAGACUGUUGCUGAAACCAAUGAGAAUGCAAGCCAUCCCUCUGCUUCCAAACUGUAUUUGGAAAUAUGAAAUCCAUUAUUUUAAUCAAGAGAAAGACAAGAUGCUUUUGCUUUAAGGCUGAGAUCUGGAUUAAAUUCCAUUAGAUUUACAUGUAACUGGGUACUCAAAUGCCAAAGACUGCUUUGCA
Alligator sinensis (Chinese alligator) is the source of this 4369-nucleotide messenger RNA. Its product is annotated as arylamine N-acetyltransferase, pineal gland isozyme NAT-10-like. The transcript is spliced from 2 exons. Gene Ontology annotation, molecular function: acetyltransferase activity. Lineage: Eukaryota; Metazoa; Chordata; Crocodylia; Alligatoridae. The record is from RefSeq and is a predicted model, not a curated record. Bases 931 to 1803 code for a protein of 290 amino acids.